Molecule: messenger RNA, 2326 nt
Organism: Rhagoletis pomonella (apple maggot)
Lineage: Eukaryota; Metazoa; Arthropoda; Insecta; Diptera; Tephritidae
Product: TNF receptor-associated factor 4-like
Exons: 1
Coding region: 69-1088 (339 amino acids)
Biological process (GO): regulation of canonical NF-kappaB signal transduction; regulation of apoptotic process; positive regulation of JNK cascade
Cellular component (GO): plasma membrane signaling receptor complex
Molecular function (GO): protein binding; zinc ion binding
Source: RefSeq, a predicted model, not a curated record
ACUUGAACGUUUGCAAGCACGACGCCACCCAGUGCCCGAAUAAGUGUGGCGCACAAAUUCCUCGCAUCAUGAUGACCGAUCACCUACAGUUCACCUGCAAUAUGCGACGCACAAAAUGCGAGUUCUGUCAAAGUGAAUUCUCUGGCGCUGGCCUCGAAGAGCAUGCCGGCACUUGCGGCCAAGAGCCCGUCUAUUGCGAGGCCAAGUGUGGUCAGCGUGUGCUGCGCGGUCGUAUGACGCUACACAAGUCAAAGGAUUGUGCCAAACGCUUGCGUCGUUGCAUACACUGCACACGCGAAUUCUCCUCCGACACACUACCGCUGCAUGCAGCCCAGUGCCCGCGUGCGCCUAUGACAUGUCCACAACGCUGUGAUGCAGGUCCAAUUGCACGCGGCGACAUGGAGGGGCACUUGCGUGAUGAAUGUAAGGCACUAGCGAUUGCAUGCAGUUUCAAGGAGGCCGGCUGUCGCUUCAAGGGACCACGUCACAUGCUCGAAGCUCAUUUGGAAGCAAAUGCAGCGUCACAUUUGUCACUCAUGGUGGCGCUCUCUUCACGCCAAGGACAACAAAUACAAAUGCUAAAGACCGCUGUUUCGAAGCUUUCGAUCAACUACACCGGCACGUUGCUGUGGAAGAUUACCGAUUGGUCGGCCAAAAUGACAGAGGCGCGCAGCAAAGAUGGACUUGAGUUGGUUUCGCCGCCAUUUUAUACCUCGCAAUAUGGUUACAAGUUACAGGCUUCAAUGUUUCUCAAUGGCAACGGACCGGGCGAGAACACGCACGUAUCGGUGUAUAUCAAAGUGCUGCCGGGCGAAUAUGAUGCGCUACUGAAAUGGCCAUUCUCGCACUCGAUCACAUUCACACUAUUCGAACAAGGCGCGCAGAGCGGACAGGGCGGUGUGGCUGAGUCGUUUGUGCCCGAUCCGACAUGGGAGAACUUCCAGCGGCCCUCGAAUGAACCGGAUCAGUUGGGUUUCGGCUUUCCACGCUUCAUUUCGCAUGAAAUGCUGCAUAGGCGACCUUUCAUCAAAGAGGAUACAGUAUUUUUGCGCGUUAAAGUGGAUCCCAGCAAAAUUGUGGCGGUCUAAGGGUUGGACGCUUUGACGAGUGUACAGUGCAGUUUUAAGUGCGUGUGUGAGUGUGUGUAUGUGUGUGCUGGUGCCAAGCGCAAAUUAACGUUUGGUGUAAAUCAUUUUUUUUUUAUAGACAUUCAAACAAAUACUGUGUAUUUAAAGUAGCAACUAGCAAAGUAAGUGAGUGUAAAAGACAAGAAAAAUUUAUAGUCUCAUGUCGACGAAGAAUACAGAUACGAAACAGAUAUGUAUGUAUGUAUGUACGUAGAACAAAAAAAUCGUUAGCUUCGCGAGCGUAGACUUAGCAGCUACAUUGCGCGCAAGCAUAGAGAGCAGUCUGACUAAGUAACGAAAGCUUGAAAGAGAAAGGAAAAAUCUUACGGUAUGUUGAAGAUUUUAAUUUCGUUAAGUGGACCAAUGCAAGUCAAUUUUAUAUAGGCAUAUACAUAUACAUACAUAUAAUUUAAAAAUCAUAUUUAAGUGGAUUUACUAAUUAUGUAAUUUUAAAUUUACUGCAAAUAGAUACGCAGUUUUCAAAAGCAACGAAAUCAGACCAAAGUUAAUGCAACGAAAAAAGCAGCAAGAAAAACUAAUAUAGAUUAGCAAUGUAAGCAGAUGACUCCGCAUGGAAAAUGGAAUUUGACAAACACAAAAGUUCGUGUCGUAAGUCUUUUGUUAUAAAUUAAAAAAAAAAAAAUGCAAUUUCCAUGAAUGAAAUUAAUUCAGUUCGUCAAAAAUGAAAAACUUUCGAAAGAUCUUCAUCGGUUUAAAUAAAUAUUUUUUUUUUUUUAGUUUUAAGUACGCAAGAAUGCGUGGAAAUUUAUUUUUAAAAUUUUACUGUUUGGUUUUUAUUUCUAAAAUUUGCGGUCAUUGAAGUACCCCCCGUGUAAAUAGCUCGAUAAUUUCAUACCAUUUGGAAGUCAGUAUAUGUAUAUUACGAACAUCUGAAUAAAUCAAAAUUUCGUUUUUUACUACAUAAAGUUUCAAAAUUGACACAAUGGCAAAUAUGUAUUUAGAUUUUCUCAAACAGCAUUAGUCAUUAGCUUUUAAGUUCAGUAGUGUCUGAGUAGCUCAUAAAAUCGCUUAUGUAUAUGAAAACAUUAAGUGCAUAUGAAUAUCUUUCAUUUCUAUUACAAACUAAUCAUUAAUAAUGGAAGAAAUUUUAAUCACAUAUCUUGGAAAAUACUAUGAAAAAAUAUCAUAUUAAACGCUCUUUAAGGCCAAAAACGUAAAUAAAAAAUUGUGUGUUUUAU